UCACCUCAGAUAACCUCACCUCUAGCUCGCCAUUGCUCCAGUUUACAGAGAGGAAUGCAUAGCAGUGCAAACAAUACACCAGCAAAUAUCUACUAACAGACGAUAUCAAUUCAACAUGGCUGACAAAAGACGGGAUGUUAUCGUCAUUGGUGCAGGCUUGAGCGGUCUAGCGGCUGCUAAGCUGCUACACGAACAGGGAUUGGACGUGGUUGUGCUGGAGGCGAGAGACCGUGUUGGGGGACGGACAUAUACUAAACAUAAUGACGUCAUCAACUACGUAGAUGUCGGAGGGGCCUAUGUUGGCCCUACGCAGAACCUGUUGUUACGUAUGGCGGAUGAAUUUGGUGUCAAAACGUACCUGACCAAUGAGGUGGAGGAUCUUGUUAUUUACAGGAAGGGAAGCAGCAGGCGAUUUAAAGGGUCGUUCCCGCCCAUGGGAGGAUUUUUGGCACAUCUGGAUCUCCUCCAAGUCUUUAGAGUCGUAGAUGAGAUGGGCAGUGAGAUACCGGAGGCUGCGCCAUGGGAUGCACCACACGCGGAGGAAUGGGAUAAUAUGACAGUCCAAGAAUUCCUCAAUAAAUACGCCUGGACAGCUGCUGUGAAGAGGUUCGCAACAGGGUUCGUGAACCUGAAUGUGACGUCAGAGCCGUACGAGUGUUCGUUGCUAUGGUUUCUGUGGUACGUCAGACAGUGUGGAGGAACACAUCGCAUAUUUUCAACGUCUAAUGGGGGACAGGAGCGGAAAUUUGUCGGCGGUUCACAACAAAUCAGCCAACAUAUAGCGAGGAAGCUCGGAAAGGAUAGGGUGUUACUGUCGAAACCAAUCUGUCAGAUCAAGCAGGAGCAGAGUACUGUGAAGGUCAUUGACAUCCACGGCAACAAAUAUCAGGCCAGCUAUGUGAUAAGUGCCGUACCUCUACCACUACAAAGUAAGAUAACCUUUGACCCUCCUCUACCUACCCUACGUAAUCAGAUGAUACAGAGAGUGCCCAUGGGAUCUGUGAUCAAAACCUUUACCUACUAUAGUAAACCGUUCUGGCGGGAGCAAGGUUACUGUGGAUCAGCGAUGAUUGACGAUGACGACUCAAUAAUCAAUUACACUCUGGAUGACGUCAAACCGGAAGGCGGCAAGCCCGCUCUCAUGUCGUUUGUUCUCGCUGAUAAAGCCAAAAAGUUAUGUAACCUGACGGCAGAAGACAGAAAGCAGAGAAUUUCUGAAAUGUACUCAAAAGUAUUCAAAACAGAAAAAGCACUGCACCCUAUCCACUAUGAGGAACAUAACUGGCUCGCCGAACAAUGGUCAGGUGGAUGUUAUACUGUAAUGAUGCCACCAGGCUUUCUUACCAAGUUUGGAAAGGAGAUGCGCCGCCCGUUCGACAGGAUUCACUUUGCGGGGACCGAGACCGCCACAGCUUGGUCAGGGUACAUGGACGGUGCGAUACAGGCCGGAGAACGAUCUGCAAGGGAGAUCCUGCAUCGGCUUGGCAAAAUUAGUGAGAAUCAGAUUUGGAUCACAGAACCAGAACAUAAGACGGUACAACCUAGGCCGUUCGAGACAACCUUUUGGGAGAGGAACUCGCCAAGUGUCGGUGGAUUCUUGACGUUCGUGGGUCUUGUGUCUGCCGUGUCUUCAAUGGGGGUCGGGGUGUAUUUAUACACCAAACAUUCGCAAUGAAAGCGUCAGUAAUUGCCUCAAUAGCAUAUCCUAAAUGUUCAUAUCAACGUAAUGUACAAAGAUUGUCAAUAAAACCAUCAGAUCGAAAUAUCAAGAUAGUUUUUAUACGGAAUGGUUUAGAGAAAUAUUCUAAUACACAAACUGAGUUACUAUUUUUGCGAGAUAGUUAUAAUACAAUAUCGUAUUUAUCUUAAUGUUGUCUCAGUGUUGUCAUGGCAAUUUCAGAUGUAAGUCAGUUUACUAUUAAAAUCACCAUUGAUUAGUAUGUUGCAAAAUAUGCAAAUGUGGUACCAGCACACCGGUGUGUUGGUGCGGGACCUAUGAGAUGGAUUACUAAUGCCACGUUUUUCUUUCAACAUCGAUGCCACUAAAAUACAUUUAUUGAUGGCAUGGCGUUAAUUUAUAUGACAUGGACAUUUUGAUUCCAUCUAGGAUAUUUCAAUUUUACAACUAACGUGUAAUGGUAUUGUACACAGUGAAAGUGGUUAGACCAAUUUAAUUUCUUUUACAUGGUUAUAUAAACAUGUUUUAUAACAAUUGAAUACUGUCAGACCCGCUCCAUGAGUAGGUGUAAGAGUAUGAUUUUAAUGGACGAAUAAUGUUUGAGUAUGUAUGUUUCUUAUAGUGGUGGGCAGAGACCCGUGAAGCAACUAUGGAUAUUUACAUAUGAAGUAAUACCAUUUAGAAAACCUAUUUAUAUAAUUUAAUGAAUAAAUAAUAUAUCUGCGAUACCGUGCAAUAUACUCAAUGAGUAUAAAAAUAUCCGUAUUUGGCCGAGAUGCCUUUAAGUAAUGAGGGGUCACUACAUCACCAUGCUGUAUGACAAUAGCUCAUACAUUUAGAUAAAAAAUAUUCCCCAAUUCCAAUUUCAGAUAGUCAGUUGCUGCGGUUAGCAACCAGUUUAAAUAAGAUUUAUGAGAGUUAUUAUUUAAUUCCCGCUUUAUUACCUACAUACGAUGUGAUAACGUUUGGUUGUAGAUACAGCUAUGUUUGUGCUUAGUUGCAGGUUGUGGAGCAUUGAUGCAUCCAUGUAUUCAUCGCUUGUACCACACACCUAGAUGUAUGCCAGGUUGUAUAUUUGUAAACGUUAGUUUGAUAGGUCAUGAUACUAGUAUUUACCAUUGUCCUGUUUGGUAAUGUUCUGAAAAAAAAGCUAAAUAAAUAAACAUUGAAUUGG
Mizuhopecten yessoensis (Yesso scallop) is the source of this 2852-nucleotide messenger RNA. Its product is annotated as amine oxidase [flavin-containing]-like. Gene Ontology annotation, molecular function: oxidoreductase activity. The record is from RefSeq and is a predicted model, not a curated record. Bases 116 to 1675 code for a protein of 519 amino acids. The transcript has 16 exons. NCBI's taxonomy places the organism in Eukaryota, Metazoa, Mollusca, Bivalvia, Pectinida, Pectinidae.